This is a messenger RNA of Durio zibethinus, 2352 nucleotides long. The record is from RefSeq and is a predicted model, not a curated record. Lineage: Eukaryota; Viridiplantae; Streptophyta; Magnoliopsida; Malvales; Malvaceae.
AUGAAUUAAAUAAAAUAUUAUUAUAAAUAUAAAACGUCUGUUCAUUUGUACGGGUAAAAAUGUAGUGACUUUAUAUUUGAAAAACUCUGAUCUGAUUUGCCAUCCGCUUAAUGGACGCAAAUCACAUGGCCUUGUUGAUUGAGUGAGAUUUGAUAUAUAUAUAUAUAUAUAAUUUUAUUAGAAAAAUAUGGUGUGCAUUAAUCACCAAGCUUGAAACUCUUAACUAAUUUCCCACCAACCGUGGAUGGCUCUGAAAUAAUAUAUCUUUUGUUGUUUUCCUUCUCCAACAAGCUUCGGUAUCUCCGGCUCGCAAAACCCUAGCUCACUGCCAUGUCGCCGUCGGGCGACAGAGCCAUUAACGGCUGUCGCUGCUCCUUUUCCUCCGGCGAGAAUGGUGGUUUUCACGAUGGCGCCGCCGAUUAUGGUCUCCCCGGAUCGCAUGACGAGACUUGCACGCAUUGCGCGAGAUCCAAACCUUCGUCAUAUUCGUCCUCUGUGCUUGGUUUUGAUACGAUUCUGUUAACGGACUCGGAGAAGCUGCGGAGAAUUGUGGUCGCUUCAGCUAAAGGCUUCUCAAUUGGAGCUGGCCUUAAAGGUGGCUUAGCUCUCUUCUCGAUUCUAGCACGCUUGCGGCGCAAAAAAUCCAGGAAAGUUGAGGCCUUUUCUGAUAAAGAAGCAAUUUCUAUGGCGAUUAAGGAAACACUUAGAUACGGCCUUUUUCUUGGAACUUUUUCCGGUACAUAUGUUUCAGUAGAUGAAAUUAUUGGUGCUCUCGGAGGACAUAACAGGACUGCGAAAUGGAGGGCAUUAGUAGCAGGACUGGUUGCAGGGCCUUCCAUGCUUCUUACUGGGCCUAAUACACUGCAUACGAGUUUGGCUAUAUACAUACUCAUGCGAGCUGCUGUAUUGGCAUCACGCUGUGGAAUAAAAAGUAAACGGUUUGGGAAGCUUUGUAAACCGCUUACUUGGAAGCAUGGUGACAUAUUCCUUAUGUGUCUCUCCUCUUCGCAAAUUUUGUCCUCUUUCCUUCUGAAGCAAGAUAGUUUACCCUCAUCAUAUAAGUCCUUUCUCAGAAAACACUGUGGAAAGGAUAAUGUUCUUCUGCAUGGUGUAAAAGAGCUUGCAAGUGGGCUUCCAUUCACUAAUUUGGAAGAAAUAGAAAAAUUUUACAAGGCAACAGGAGUAGACAUUAAAUUAGAUCCAAACAUGAAAGUCCCCUGUACGAUGAUACACGGGAAUCAAUCAUGCAGAGCACAUGUUGUUACCUUUUUUAUUGAAGCAUAUAAAAGGGCAUUACCUGUAUAUCUUCCAGUUUAUUUGAUUCCUACAUUGAUAGUUCAUCGGCAAGGCCUCUUGAAAAGGCCUUUCACAAUAUUAGGAAAGAGUAUUAUUGGUACUGGCAGAUCAAGCUUAUUUUUAUCUUCCUAUUGCACAUCUGCUUGGAUGUGGACUUGCCUGAUGUUUUGGUUUAUCAGAAAAUGUAACAUACCGAUGGUGGUAAUUGGAACGUUUCCACCGGGUCUGGCCUUGGCUUUUGAGAAGAAAAGUAGGCGGAUUGAGAUAUCAAUCUACUGCCUUGCACGAGCCAUAGAGAGCUUCUUUAUAUGCAUGGCUGAUGUCGGGUAUUUGCCAGAGUCGAUGAAUCUGAAGAGAGCUGAUGUGUUAAUUUUUAGCUUGUCAACAGCAAUCAUAAUGCACUGCUACGCACAGGAGAGAGAAGUGUUUCGCUCCAAGUACUUGGAUGUUCUUGAUUGGGUCUUUGGUGUGCCUCCGCCCCCAUGUGAAACCCCUCGCUGCAAAAACAGAUGAGCAGUUUGACGGGCUAUAGGGUUUAAGAAACGGUUAUAGCUGAGAAUUCUCUCAUCGUGAAUGAUGAAUAGUAUUUGUUUGCACCAAUAGGGCUAACAGCACCGAGGUGGACGUAGCAAAUAGCAAUGCAUUUUGCAUAACAGAUUACAUAGAAUUUAUGAUUCAUCACAUCGGCAAAAGCUUUCACGGGUUAUAACUUAAUGAAGAAAUUUUCAGUCUUUAAUUAUAUAAUUAAAACAGCAUUGUCUGAUCUCCAAACAAAGACCAAAAAAGAAAGUCAAAACCCUGAUUGGAACCGCAGCCCUAUUGGCCGCCGUUUCUUAAACCUCAUCGUCAUGUAGAAGCAUAUUAUGAUGCUGCUCAAUUGAAUCACUGUCAGCUCAAGCUCUCCUGUGAAAAUUCAGGAUUUUAGUAGCUAAAAUUUCAAAAAUAAAGAUAAAAGAGAGAAAAGAAGAGAGAUAAGAAGAAAUUUUAGAAUGUAGGAAAUGAGUGCAAUUGUAUUUUCGCCUGUAGCCACUUCUUUUUGUAAUAGUUUUGUAAUCA